AUGUGUGGAUGGAUGAUGAUGAUUUUUCAGACGGUGGAGAUGAAGGUGAAGAUAGACUGCGAAGGAUGCGAAAGGAAGGUGAGGCGGUCACUGGAGGGAAUGAAGGGAGUGACGUCGGUGGAAGUGGAGGCGAAGAAGAGUAAGGUUACGGUGGUGGGCUAUGUUAACCCGACCAAAGUGGUGGCACGCUUAGCCUAUCGCAUGGGAAAAAAGGUGGAGCUCUGGCCUUACGUUCCUUAUGAGGUCGUUGCACAUCCCUACGCUCACGGUAUCUAUGACCGUAAAGCUCCGACAGGGUAUGUUCGUCAAGCUCAGGACCCCGCUGUCUCUCAUUUGGCCCGUGCUAGCUCAACUGAGGUCCGCUAUGCCACCGCCUUCAGCGAUGAAAACCCAACCGCUUGUGCCAUCAUGUAG
Molecule: messenger RNA, 414 nt
Organism: Impatiens glandulifera
Lineage: Eukaryota; Viridiplantae; Streptophyta; Magnoliopsida; Ericales; Balsaminaceae
Product: heavy metal-associated isoprenylated plant protein 26-like
Exons: 1
Coding region: 1-414 (137 amino acids)
Molecular function (GO): metal ion binding
Source: RefSeq, a predicted model, not a curated record